AUGGGAUUGACACGGGAAAUGAUAAUACCAGAGGAUAUAUCGGCACAGCGAGAAAUACCUAAAGUUCAGAUACCUAAUUUUUAUGCAAAUAAAAGAACAAUUGGGCUAUCAACUAUAAUCCAAGAACUAGCUACAAAUUAUCUACAAGGAAUUUCUAUUUGGAGUUAUUAUUCUCGAGAUCAUUUAAUGAUAUAUGCAAAUUCCAAAGAAGUUAGGACAGCAGAUAUGGCAGAAGUUCAGAGAUGGAUAUUAUCUUUGUUAAAGCUAGAAUUACCACCAACAACUAGAGCUUUAAAGCAAGGAUUUAUUUCGAAAGAAUUAUUAACUAGAUAUUGCAAACUGAUUGGACAUAAGUAUCAGGAACAUAUAUGUUCAAAAUGCAAUGAAGAAGAUAACUAUGUCCCAGAAGUACAGCUGGAAUGA
Molecule: messenger RNA, 423 nt
Organism: Solanum lycopersicum (tomato)
Lineage: Eukaryota; Viridiplantae; Streptophyta; Magnoliopsida; Solanales; Solanaceae
Source: RefSeq, a predicted model, not a curated record